UCUCUCUCUCUUAUAGAAUCAUCAUCACAAACAAACUACUCAUCAGUUCUCUGUUUUGUCUUCCGUCUCCAGAUUUCUCUCAGAUUCCGACCCAAAAUCAACUCGUCGCUGCUUUUGUCUUUGGUGUUUGUAGGAAUGAUAACGCGGAUCCUCUCCGAUCUCAUGGAUAUGCCAACGGCGGUUGCUGCCGGUGAAUCGGUACUGGGUACAAUCAAGAUCGCUGUGAUGCCAAUAGCUAAAGUGUUCACCAUGUGCUUCUUGGGUCUUCUCAUUGCCUCCAAAUACGUCAACAUCUUGCCUCCCUCCGGAAGAAAACUCUUGAACGGGUUGGUCUUCACGCUUCUGCUUCCAUGCUUGAUCUUUUCCCAGCUCGGACAAGCCGUCACUCUCCACAAGAUGCUUCAAUGGUGGUUCAUUCCGGUUAACGUUGUUCUUGGUACAAUCUCAGGAUCGUUAAUAGGCUUCCUUGUUGCUACCAUUAUUCGGCCUCCUUACCCUUAUUUCAAGUUUACAAUCAUACAAAUCGGAGUUGGUAACAUUGGCAAUGUCCCUCUUGUGUUACUAGCGGCUCUAUGUAGGGACAAAUCCAACCCUUUUGGUGACUCUGAAAAAUGUAGCAUUGAUGGCACUGCCUAUAUCUCUUUUGGUCAAUGGGUUGGUGCCAUCAUCCUCUACACAUAUGUGUACCAGAUGUUCACUCCUCCCCCUGAAGGUUUCGGUGGUGAAGAAGAAAAUCUACCUUUGAAAAACGUACAAGUAGAUGCUGCUUCUCCAGAGCAAGUCCCCUUGCUUACUCAGAACCAUCCCAAGGACACUCUGCCCGCUCAAGCUCGCCUCCCUGUAGGAAGAGUGGAUUCAAAGAUUACACAGAUCUUUGUUUACCUCUAUGAGAAGUUGAAACUAAAGCAAAUCAUCCAACCUGCAAUAAUUUCUUCUAUUCUUGCCAUGAUACUUGGUGCAAUACCUUUCACAAAGAAGUUGAUAUUCACAAACAAUUCACCUCUUUUCUUCUUCACAGACAGUUGCAUGAUUCUUGGGGACGCCAUGAUACCUUGCAUCUUGCUGGCACUUGGUGGGAAUCUCAUCAACGGACCAGGAAGUUCUAAACUUGGUUUCAAGACAACAGCGGCGAUUAUAGUUGGACGGUUGGUGUUGGUGCCACCAGCAGGGCUAGGGAUAGUGACAUUAGCAGACAAACUUGGGUUCCUUCCAACUGAUGACAAGAUGUUUAGGUUUGUAUUACUUCUACAACACACAAUGCCUACCUCUGUGCUCUCAGGUGCUGUUGCCAACCUGAGAGGAUGUGGAAGGGAGUCAGCUGCUGUGCUCUUCUGGGUUCACAUCUUUGCCAUCUUCUCAAUGGCUGGAUGGAUGGUAUUGUAUAUCAACAUACUCUUCUAGAUUCUUCCCUUUUUUUUUUUUUUAAUUUCUUGUGUAAUGCCACAUGAGCUGAGCGACCUUCCUCUUGUUUGCUCUUAAUAAAUCAAAGUAUAUUAUAGU
Molecule: messenger RNA, 1500 nt
Organism: Brassica oleracea var. oleracea
Lineage: Eukaryota; Viridiplantae; Streptophyta; Magnoliopsida; Brassicales; Brassicaceae
Exons: 8
Coding region: 136-1401 (421 amino acids)
Biological process (GO): endoplasmic reticulum to cytosol auxin transport
Cellular component (GO): membrane
Source: RefSeq, a predicted model, not a curated record